UUCCACUUGCACACUGAUUUAAGUCAAACUAUAGUAAUAGAUCCAGAAGGCUUAAAAGGAAAGCAACGGUGCUUCUUCUUCUUCUGAGAGAGAGACAGAGAGACCAGAAAACAGGGGAUCGCCAUCGGAGUCGGAAAUGGGUUUCACAAUGGGUUUGAACUUGCUUCUACUCGUGGCCAUGGUGGCGACCAACAUUCUCUCUCUUUACCAUCUCUCUUCCACUAUCCAAGCACCCAAACCCCCACCUCCCCAACAAGUUCCCGACCACCUCCUUCACCAGCUUCACACCAUACGCGCCACCAUCAACCACCUCACGCGCCACCACCCCGGUUCUUCUUCCGGAGUUAGUUCCGGUAAUAGCAAACCUCCCGUUCCUUCAGAUCUCGUCCUCUAUUCCCAUCUAUCCCCCAUAGCUUCUUCUUGCCAUGACAACCCUGACCUUCUCCACAGGUACAUGAACUACACUCCUUUCUCUACCUGUCCGUUAGAUUCGGACCUCGCCGAGUCUCUCGUUCUUCGAGGUUGUCAUCCACUUCCUCGUCGUCGUUGUUUCUCUAAAACCCCAACAAAACCCACUUCUUCUCUUUCCCAAGACCCCUUCCCUUCCUCGCUUCCCGAUUCCAACGUCUUGUGGGCCAAAUACUCCUGCAAGAGCUUCGACUGCCUCAACCGGUUCAAUCCCAAUCUGGGCUUCGACCCGGCCCACGAUAUUGCUAAUUUCAUGACUUACAAGUCCGAAUUGGACCUCCCGAUCCCGCAGCUGUUGCAGAUUGCCAAGGCGGCGAACUCCGUCAUUCGUCUAGGCCUUGACGUCGGCGGUGGGACGGGAACGUUCGCCGCAAGGAUGAAGCUCUACAAUAUCACCGUCGUGACCACGACCAUGAACCUCGGAGCGCCGUACAAUGAGGCCGUGGCGCUGAGAGGUUUGGUGCCGCUCCACGUGCCGUUGCAGCAGAGAUUGCCCGUGUUCGAUGGGGUUCUGGAUCUCGUGCGGUGCGGUCACGCAGUUAACAGGUGGAUUCCCGUGACGGCGUUGGAGUUCUUGCUUUAUGAUGUCGAUAGGGUGCUGAGGGGAGGUGGGUACUUGUGGUUGGAUCAUUUCUUCAGCAAAGGAGUGGAUCUUGAGAAAGUUUACUCGCCGUUGAUCGGAAAACUGGGAUAUCGGAAGGUUAAGUGGGCAACGGCGAGUAAGACCGAUUCCGGCGGGUUGAAGAAUGGGGAGGUUUACUUGACUGCUCUUCUGCAGAAGCCUGUGUCAAAAUGAGUUAGAAAUUUUUUUUUUUGAGGGCAGGGCACUGUUUAGACAAUUAUAAAAGCGAUAUAAGCUGUGAUGAAGAUGAAAAUUGCCCCUCCAAAUCAAGUAUUGAAGCUACCUAUUUAUUUCCACAGAAGUGGAUUAUACCUUAUGUAGACAAUUGUGGAAUAUAAUGUUAGAAAGCAUAGGGAAUGAAGGUGAGUUUGUAAAUCUACCGAAAGCUUUGGGGGUGAAAAGCAUGGUGGAGGUGACGGCAGAGCUUGACUUCUUGUAAGAUAAAGUUAUUCGUUUUAAUUCUUUUUAGAAAUAAAUAUGCACAAGGGAGAUUUUAUGAUUCUGUCCAUGUUCAUAUCCUGGUAACUAAAAAAGCAAAGAAGGACGGAAAUGGUUCAGAGAAAGAACUUUUCCUCUCCUCUUUCCACCAGGUUUCUCGCUUUUACAUAAUCAAGCAUUCAUAUGUCGUAUUCCUGUUGAUACUUAGACAUAAGGCAGUCCUUUUACUCUUCUAGAUUUUCUAUGAUUUGUAUUGAUAUUUUUGUUAUAAUUCAAUGCAACUGACAGCAAAUUUAAUUCCA
Molecule: messenger RNA, 1830 nt
Organism: Ziziphus jujuba (common jujube)
Lineage: Eukaryota; Viridiplantae; Streptophyta; Magnoliopsida; Rosales; Rhamnaceae
Product: probable methyltransferase At1g29790
Exons: 2
Coding region: 137-1264 (375 amino acids)
Molecular function (GO): methyltransferase activity
Source: RefSeq, a predicted model, not a curated record